UCUGUCUGGAGGAGCAUCUGUAACACUGAUGUGUUUUCAUUGCAUUUUCUAAAGGUUAUUCUCACUGCGGUUGCUUACUAUUGAGCUGUAAGGCUGCUAACCCCUGCACAGAUGUGGCAGGUCAAGGGUCAGUGGGCUGUUUCUCACUGAAACAGGAAGUGGUCCUUUCUGUAUGUAUUAAUAUAACUUUACAAUAAGCUGGCCAAUUAUACACAUGGCGUUCAUGUUUUAUGUGCAGUUGCACUAUAGCAAUCCAUUGUGACUUGAAACUUGGAAUUCUGAAGAUAUAGCAGGAUGUCAGAUACCUUGUAUUUGUAAAGAAUCUUAGAGACACAAAAGAGAUGUGGAACCUUAAUGUCAACAACACUUCUACAUACUUUUGUCUGGCAAUGUUGAGCACAAGAAUGUUUAAGAUUUGUCAGCAUCCAUUUUAUAUACCAUCUGCAAUAAAGUUGUGUAACUUAUCAUCAGGUUUCCAUCAGAUUCGCCGUAAGCCAGCCAAUGAGAUGAAUAAUGGGCAAGUAAGACUUUUGAUGGAGGUGUUUGAUUAUCCAUAUCGGGAGACUUACAAGAUUGUGUACAGGCACAAGGUACUGAGAACUCUGGAUCAGAAUCUCAUACAGAGAGUAGCAGAUAUAUUAAAUAGAUUUGGAAUAGAGAAAGGAGACAUAGCAGAGCAUCCACUAGUGCUGACAAUUUUUCCAGCAACAAUAGAAAAUCACACCAUGCUCCUUGAAGAAGGUGGUUUUACACAUGUAACUGCAAAACAUCUUAAUAGCUACAUCACCAUAGUUCGAAAGCCUCUCCGAUUACUCAAAGUCCAUCAAUAUAUUCCAUCUCACAUUGAUGUUCCUGAAAAUUUUCUGUCUUAUUUGAAAGAGCCUCCUCCAUCAUUUGAUCCUCUUCACUCAAAAGGUGUAUCUCACGACACAUCAUUUAUGGAUAUACAGAUGGCUGUGUUAAGCCACUACCUCUGUUGGAGACUUGAAAUGAAACCAGAUGAACUGGAUUCACUAAUGAAAACAUAUAGUCGAUUAAAGCAUAAGAGUUUCAGACUCAUUGAGAAAUCAUUGAAAGUACUGGAAGAAGAACUUGGAUUCAGUAAGGAAAAGAUUAAAAGACAUGGAUAUCUUAUCCACAGUCAUGCAGGCAACACGUUAGACACACUCAACCGUGUUAAAACUCUUGGAGGCAUGGAUAUUAGAACUAUGUUUCAUAAGUACCCAAAAAUCAUUGCUACUGCAACAGACACUCUGAUUAAAACAGCACAGCAUUUACAGGAUUUUGGUAUCCCAGAUGAAGCAAUACAAAAAUGUCCAGAGGUGUUUACUCUGGGCAGUGAUACUGUGUUCCAGCGACUAGGAGCCCUACAGUCUGUACCAGAAUUCACUGGUCUAGCAAGGCAUCCUCGAGUCUUGCGACUGGUGCAUCAUCAACGCAAAGCUUGUUCUCGGCUCGGUUAUCUCCAGGAUAUGAAAGUGAAAUGUGCCAGUCUGCACAUUUUGUCAUCAACACAAGUGCAAUUUGAAAGGUCUCCAGGCAGUAGUUGCUGGAUGGCACGGAUGUUGUGGGGGUACAUUUUCAAGCACCUGCGCAACACCGUGUGGGCACUGCCAAUGGAGAGCCCGGACUGACUUGAAAGGCUUCUAACGAACUUCCGGGGACUCACAGCAUAUGCAGCUUGCACGUUGACCAACUUUUCCUCUGUUAACACCUUCGGUCGACCGCUUGUCGAUGCGUCCUCGACUUUCCCUGUCUCCUGAAACUUGUCAUGUAGCCGCAUGAUGGAGGAUUUGUUUGGAGCAACUGUUCCGUUCUUUUCUGAGAAGGCCUCUUGUGUCCUGGCAUAACUGCCGGAGUGGAUGUACUGUGUGACAAUAAAUAUAUGCUGCUGCAACUUGUACCCUAUGGCUACUCAAUAUUUUUUACCACCUGGACAAAAAAAAACAAUUACAUGUGUUGAACAACAACAUGCAUUUCCCCAUAAGGUUGCGCGACUUUUUGAAUACUCUGUAUGUGCAUGUAUGGGAUUACAACUGUUAUUGAUCCUUACACUACUUCCUCAUGCCAGCCUCCUCCUUCAUGUCUCCAAUGAUCCAUAUAUCUUGACAUCAUCUGUCCAUCUUCUCUUCGGUCCACCUUCCUUCCUAUCCUGCAUCAGCAGCUUAUUACAUCUGGUUUUCCCCAUAUUCUAUUUGACUAAACAAUUGAUCAUGCCACUUCCACUCUCCUCCCUACUUCCAACUAUCUCUGAAUCCAUGACACCCUACAAGUUGUAUUAACUAAGAUUUCUGUCUUCUGGGUUUUUGAGCCGUGUAGUAUGGUCGAUGUUUACCAACGUUUCGGAGGUCAUACUGCCUCCAUCAUCAGGGCGAUGAAUCGCCCUGAUGACUGUUCUAAUACUUAAUUUCUGAAGAGUUAAGUCUGGCUUCACUGCUUUUAUGAAUUCCCCAUGCUUCUGACCUGUAUGCGCAAAUGUUAUUCUGUCGCUCCCUAGUAUGCAGGCUGACAAAGCUCCAUGAUGUUAGUUAAGCUUGGAUUCUUGAUUGUAGGUUCCACUGAUCUUGGAGUGUUUGUUCCGUCAAAGUGUGGGCUGAAAGCAAGCGCACAGGUUGUGCAUGUUAAAAGUCCUAUUUUUGUGGAUAUUCCUAUACUUCUUUUUUGUGCAUGCAGCGCAUAGUGGAUGUGUUCUGUCUCUUUGUUUAAGCUCUCAAACUACUAAACAGAUUUAGAUGAAAUUUGGUAUUAUGAAACUACACUAAAAGUUUCCAAGAGUUUUCAUUUUUCUCUGAAUGUGUUGGACAGUGAUGACAUAUUACUAACAUGUUUGCUUUAGACUUUAUCUACCAUCAGUCUGUUGCUGUCAAAACAAAGUGUUUCAACAGAUGAAUCAUUCUUUGUCUUUAGGUGUAAAAAUGGAUGGGGGAAGGGGAGGAGCACUUGCUGUGUUCAGUCCAGUAGAACAAGUUACUAUUGCGAGGCUGAAUUCACUUGCAUGUCUGUAUCAAGUAGGCAGGUGUUUUUAUUUUUGUGGGUUCAGUUUUGGUGCAUACUGGCACAUUUGUAGCUUUACAUAAAGCCUACUUUGUACUUCAUCAUGUUUGCUAAAAUGGAUAAUCAUACAGAAAAUUACUACAUUACAUAAAAUAUAGCUGUUCUUGAUAUCUAGAACUUCUAUUUUUCAGUUUAAUGACAUGUGAUAUCUGCCUUCAUUCAGGGUGAUAUUUGUAGUGUGAUUUAACUUUGCCACAGUAGAUGUAUGUUAGAAGUAGAUGAACAUGAAGGCUAAAUGAGCUAUACAAAAGUACAAAGAACAUUUUAAUGUCCUUUAUAGGAGUGCAUCUUUUUACUUUUGUUCUUGUUGUUUUACUC
Zootermopsis nevadensis is the source of this 3372-nucleotide messenger RNA. The record is from RefSeq and is a predicted model, not a curated record. NCBI's taxonomy places the organism in Eukaryota, Metazoa, Arthropoda, Insecta, Blattodea, Termopsidae.